Molecule: messenger RNA, 3539 nt
Organism: Rosa rugosa (rugosa rose)
Lineage: Eukaryota; Viridiplantae; Streptophyta; Magnoliopsida; Rosales; Rosaceae
Product: stemmadenine O-acetyltransferase-like
Exons: 1
Coding region: 1361-3031 (556 amino acids)
Source: RefSeq, a predicted model, not a curated record
GUGCUUUCAUUGAUAAUAGGGGCCUCUUUAUAUAGAGGAUUACAAGCAUAGAAUUAGAGUUGUACAUGGAAAGCUAAUCGUACAAUGAUUGGAUAUCUACGAAUAUCUCCGAGAAUAUCUCUAACAUAAACCCUGUUACAACUCGUACAAUGAUUGGAUAUCUAUAAAUAUUACAUGUGUUUGGGCCAGACACAUAUUCUGGAUUUACUUGAACAUUCCCCCUUGUGUCGCCCAAACGUGGUGCUCCUCUCGUUGUCUCGUCAAAAACCUUGCUGAGUAACAAAAACUCAGUGGGACAAAAAUAACCUCGGUCGAAGGAGAAAAAGAGUACAACACACCCUUCACAUUUCAAGACCAUACAUGUAGACAUCUCCCCCUGAUGUCUGCAUCUCUUCCUGAUGACUACGGUCAUGGGAGUUCGGAUAACUUCCGUAAAUGAUGCUACCAACCAGUGUUCUAAAAAACGCUCUAGGCGGCCGCCUAGGCCCUAGAAGGUGAGUGGCCGCCGCGAUUAAAGGGUAAUUGAGUAUUUAACAGUAGUUACUAAAGUGAAAAACAAAUCUAAACUUGAGUGACUAAAGUGAUUUUUUUAAAAAAUUGAGUGACCAAAGUGUCAAUUGAGUCAUAGUUGAAUGAUCAAAGUGAUAAUUUUUCUUUAAAUUAAUUACAUAUUAAUUGACUUGAGAAUUAGCUUAUUUAUAGUGUUUAGAAUGCAACUACGCGCACAGAAAUGCGUGUAAUUAAUUGUUGCAUUUUUAAUUAAGCGAGAAAUUUAUAUUUUAAUUUUUAUGACAACUUUGAGUUAUCGCCGAUAUCAUUUAAGACCAUGAACUAAUUUUUGAUACAUAGUAGACCAUAGCUAGUUAGAGAUGGCAAAUUGGCAUCUGGGGGCUAAGAAGAGGAUACUGUCCUAGCAUUGGAGGUGGCUUUUACAACCCUAUUUAGAUUUUUAAGCGCGUCAUGAUCACUACUAAUUACCAGGAACAAACUUUGGAAAAGUCUCCUAGCCUAUUCAUCCUCUUUUGCUUGCUUUGGGGCCUAUGGGGUUCCUUGUGCAUAGCUAAUUGCCUAACUCAUCAUUCUUUUUUUUUUUCUGCAUGGUGUUUUCAUCCAUAGGCGAACCCAUCCAUUUAGGGUCCAGCACAAAGCUAUAAUGUACAUGAAUUAAUUUUUAGGUACAUAGUGGACCACAGCCCUAGCCUGUUUAGAUAGUCGUGAACACAAAGUCACAACUACUACCAUUGUACCAAAAAAAAAAAAAAGUCAACUACCACCCAACCUAGAAAAUUUUUCGGAUCGAGUUUUAGUUCCACCCAAGUAGGAACUGAGAAAACAACGAAGAAAAUUAACUAAGCCAUCCAUGGAAACCAGCUAUACAUUAUUGCUCAUUGAUUUUUUUCAGUGGUCCAUGAUCACUAAUUUUUCAGAUUACAUGAUCACUAAACGAUUACCAUACCAGAUUUAUGCGUAUAUAAAUUGGAUCACUGUACGGCCGUUUGAUAGGACUACACAGAUACAACUUUCAUUAGAAGAUCGAUAUAGCUUCACCAAAAUGACGCUUGAAGUGGAAGUAAUCUCCAAGGAGAUUAUCAAACCAUCUUCUCCGACCCCUGACCAUCUUCGUUAUUACCGGUUCUCCUCUGUGGAUCAAACAUUAAUUCCCCCAAUCUAUAUCUCUACGGUUCACUUUUUUGAAUUCAACAGCGAGACGCAACCCAACAUCACUGAAAUAUCCAACCACCUUAAGACGUCGUUAGCCGAGGUCUUAACCCUCUAUUAUCCCCUAGCAGGACGAGCCCAUGACAACCUGCAUAUAGAUUGCAACGACGAAGGUGUUCCCUUCCUUGUAGCUCACGUCAACAACUGCAAACUCUCCGAUGUGCUUUGCAAUCCUAUCCCCGACGAACUCACUAAGUUGGUCGUAUUUGAACUUGACGACGUUGAUAAUAAAAUUCCCCUUGGUGUCCAGCUCAAUGUCUUUGAAUGUGGAGGGUUUGCUAUUGGUCAAUGCAUUUCUCACAAGAUUGCAGAUGGGCUAUCCAUGCUCAUGUUCAGUAGAGCUUGGGCUGCCACUGCCCGACGAGCCCUCGGAGAUCACCAAGCCGAAAUACAGCAUCCGGAAUUCAUUUCCGCCACACUCUUCCCACCUAAGUUGUUUGUACAGCAGCCACCCUUUGGGGUCGCGAAGAAUAAAUUUGUGACAAAGAGGUUUGUGUUUGAUGCCUCUAACAUAGAGUACCUAAGAGCAAAAUAUGUGGGCACUACGAUGAAGCGCCCAUCACGUGUUGAAACCUUAUCGGCUUUCAUUUGGAGCCGAUUUGUGCCCAUUUUCAAGGAUGAUGGCAUUCAUGACCAUCAGAAGUUUCACAGCGUCUUCCAUGCUGUGAAUUUGCGUCCCCGGUUUGAUCCACCUCUGCCGCCACACUCAGUUGGAAAUCUUAUCAGUGUUGCAUGUUCUACUCCUUCGUUGUUAAAUACUGGAGAAGAAUGCUAUGGCCUCGCAAGGCAGAUUCGAGAAUCAAUAAGCAAGAUCGAUAAGGACUAUAUCAAAAGGCUACAACAGGGUGCCAAUGGUAACGUGGGUGCCGAUGGUAACAUGAUCCUUAGCUAUGGAGAAGAGAAGGUUACAUUUAUGUUCACUAGUUUGUGCAAAUAUCCUUUGUAUGAUAGCGACUUUGGUUGGGGAAUACCAUCAUGGGUGUACGUGAGGGCGCCAGCACCCUACUUCAACAACGUACUAGUAAUUUUUUCUGACACCAAAGACACCAAUGGAAUAGAGGCAUAUAUUAACUCAACCAAGGAAGUCAUGGCUAAACUGGAAAGUGACAGCGAGUUCCUCCAACGAGUGUGCCCGAGUUGGAUUGGUUCUGGUUCAAUCUUAACCAAUCAACGAACCCCAUUUGCAAAUCUCCACAGCCGAAACCGACCGAGAAUGAUCAAGAGACCAAGUGCCUAUGCCCCCCAACCCAAAGUAGUGACAUGGGCGGCAAGUUCCGCUAAAUUAGCUGUCAAGGUUUUAAAAAGGAAAUAGGUGGCAUUUCCAUUAAGUUCCUCACUCAGUGCCAUCACUGCCAUGCGCGUAUUGGUACCACAGCAAAUAAAACAACAUUAUAGAGGUUUGUGUUUGAGAUAACAAGUUGGGAAGGAAAAGUCUUGCUGAAACAAGUGUGGGAUCUUAGAUUUUGAUUGAAUAUAUGCUAGUUGUUUAUUCAUAAUUAGAAUAAUAUUUUGUGGAUUUGAUGAUAUAUUGAUGAUACAUCAUGUUGUCAGGGUAUCAUUAUAUUCAAAUGUCACUACUGUUAAAAUAAAACAAUUAAUUACAAGCUGAGCCAUUAAUUUCUACCGUCUCAGGGUGGUAGAGGACAUGCAUUAAUAUGCAUGCAACACAUAACUAAAUACUCUGGAAGAGGAGGAAAAAAAAAAAAAAAAGACAUCUAGAUCGAUAAGUUAUGAACACUAGGUUUCUCUAUCUAUUUGAGCCAAACUAUUGUCUAGCUUGUAGCGUUCGGCUUCUCACUAACAAAUCAAUUAGAAAUAUA